Molecule: messenger RNA, 967 nt
Organism: Cercospora beticola
Lineage: Eukaryota; Fungi; Ascomycota; Dothideomycetes; Mycosphaerellales; Mycosphaerellaceae
Gene: FPR2
Product: FKBP-type peptidyl-prolyl cis-trans isomerase
Biological process (GO): protein peptidyl-prolyl isomerization
Cellular component (GO): endoplasmic reticulum
Molecular function (GO): peptidyl-prolyl cis-trans isomerase activity
Source: RefSeq, a predicted model, not a curated record
CAUUGAUGAAGCCAAGUAGACCACAUCCUUUCACUGCAGACAUUCAAACUCGACAUUCAUACGAACAGGACAGAACUACUCACUACCACGACAACCAUGAAGGUCGCAACCGUAAUCGCCGCAUUGGCCCUCGGCGUCGCCGCCUUGGACAAACCACUCGACAUCGAAAAGACACACACAGUCGAAUGCACAACCAAGACCAAAGUCGGCGACAAAGUAGAAAUGCACUACCGCGGCACCUUGGCCUCCGACGGCAGCGAAUUCGACGCCUCCUACAACCGCAACCAACCCCUCUCAUUCACACUGGGCAAAGGCCAAGUGAUCAAAGGCUGGGACGAAGGCCUGCAAGAUAUGUGUGUAGGAGACAAGAGGAAAUUGACGAUUCAGCCGGAAUAUGGGUAUGGAGAUCGGGGAAUUGGUCCGAUUCCUGGUGGAGCGACGUUGAUUUUCGAGACGGAGUUGGUGACGAUCAACGGAAAAGGCGCAGAACCGGCCGCAGCGAACGACGAGCUAUGAGCAAGAUGACCCGAAAACGCGAAGUGUGAAGAUUAGCAGCCAGUCUGCGUGAAUGAUAGAUUCUGCAAUCGGAAAAAAAGUCAUGGUGCUCUGUUGCUCGGUCCGGAGAGAAGCCAGUCUCAAUUCACUAAUAACCGUACCGUCUUGGUAUUAGUCUCGGGCACCGAAACCAUCUGCCAUAGAACAUCCUAUCUUUUGGCAUUGGUCUGAAAUAUCCCGAAUAGCUCGUCGGCGGUGCGAGAAAUACGACGGCAAGGAAAAAGGAAAAUUUUCUUCAGAGUGCAACACUGUCUCGUGCGUGAGACACAGUCCCGUCACUGAACCAGGUCUUGGAACAUCCAGUGCCGGCUGAUGACCUAGGAUUGUGCUAUAGUAAUAGAGUAGUAGGAUUGGUUCGAGCUCAUUCGGAGUUCGCUGCGAAGUAUUAAUGCUGACUCACUCUGCACCAGAC